AUGGGCAACGCAAUGGCAGACGUCAUCCAGGAUUCUCCCUUGGGACAGAUCCUCCGGUUCGUCACACGAAAUAAGGUCUAUGCCUUCCCCGAAGACGAUCCUAACUUCAAGAUCCCAUGGGAGGAUACUUCUUUGUCUGAGAAGGAGAAAGAAAUCGAAGCCGAUCUGGGCAGCCUUGCCACUCCAGACGCCCUGUUGCCGCCGCAGUCCUUCGUGACCCGUGACGAUGUUGAAGGCGGAGGACUCAGUACCAUCCCUACCUCUCAUUCCUCUGCGCGUUCGCGCAUCGGGGUUGUCACGACCAGAACAAUUACCCGAGAGCGGACCGUCCCGUUCUCGAGAGAACGUUUUGAAGUGGAACAAGAAGAGGCCAUCGAGCGCCAACAGAGCAGCAUAAUCGCUCCUCAAAGGACGGCCGACGGCAUCAUCCUUGUGGAUUGGUAUACCACGGACGACUCGGCCAAUCCGCAAAACUGGAACAGCUGGAAAAAGGCAUGGGUCUCUUCAGUCAUAUGGAUGUACACUUUCGCGGUCUACUGUGCCAGUGCCAUCUACACCUCGGCGGAACCGCAGAUCAUGGAGAAGUUCGGGGUUGGGACGAGCAAGGCUGCAUUGGGUCUGAGCAUGUAUGUUCUGGGCUAUGGCACGGGACCUAUGCUCUUUUCGCCCCUAUCAGAGAUACCAAUUAUUGGGCGCAAUAUUCCAUAUGUUAUUUCGUUUGGCCUGUUCGUCAUCCUCUGCGUCCCAACAGCAUUGGCCGACAGCUAUGCUACGCUUUUGAUCCUACGGUUCUUGACAGGCUUCAUGGGGAGUCCCUGUCUGGCCACCGGUGGCGCCACCAUGGGAGAUAUGUACGGACUCCUCAAGCUUCCCUAUGCAUUGACUGCCUGGGUCGCAGCGGCAUUCUGCGCACCAGCCGUCGGCCCUCUUUUGUCCGGCUUCAGUGUGGUGGUGAAAGGCUGGCGCUGGGCCCUUUGGGAAGUCCUCUGGGGCGCGGCACCGGUGUUUGUCCUCAUGUUCAUCUCCAUGCCCGAGACCAGCGCCAACAACAUCCUCCUCCGACGCGCCCAACGUCUUCGCAAGCUCACUGGCAAUCCCAACCUCAAGUCUCAAGGCGAGAUCGAUCAAGGCAACCUCAGCUUCAGCAAGAUUGCCGGCGAACAGCUAUGGAAGCCGAUUGAGAUCUUCAUCAAAGACCCAGCAGUCUUCUUCACCAAUGUCUACACCAGUCUGAUCUAUGGAAUCUACUACUCCUUCUUCGAGGCCUUCCCGCUCGUCUACCUCGGCGUGUACGGCUUCAACAUCGGCCAACUCGGCAUCGUCUUCACCUGCAUCGUGGCCGGCUGCGUCAUCGGCAUUGUCAUCUACUGCUCCUACGUCUACUGGUACCUGGAGCCGGACAUCAAGAAGAACGGCCUGCGCGCCCAGGAACACCGCCUCGUCCCCGCCCUGUUCGCCGUCACCCUCAUGCCCGCCGGCAUGUUCUGGUUCGGCUGGACCGCCCAGGCCGACAUCCACUGGAUCGUCAGCGUCAUCGGCAUCACCUUGUACGCCGUCGGCGCCUUCAUCGUCUUCCAGUGCAUCUUCAUGUACCUGCCCCUCACCUACCCGGCCUACGCCGCCAGUCUGUUCGCCGCUAACGACCUCUGUCGCUCCGCGCUGGCCGCCGGCGCCGUCAUCUUCGCCCACCCGCUCUACGUCAACCUCGGCAUCGGCCGCGGCAUCAGUCUGCUCGGCGGCUUGCUCGGCGGCGGCGUCCUCGGCAUGUGGCUGCUGUGGUACUUCGGUGCCAGUCUUCGCGCCAGGAGCAAGUUCGCCAUGAAAUAG
Molecule: messenger RNA, 1827 nt
Organism: Capronia coronata CBS 617.96
Lineage: Eukaryota; Fungi; Ascomycota; Eurotiomycetes; Chaetothyriales; Herpotrichiellaceae
Exons: 4
Coding region: 1-1827 (608 amino acids)
Biological process (GO): xenobiotic detoxification by transmembrane export across the plasma membrane
Molecular function (GO): fluconazole transmembrane transporter activity
Source: RefSeq, a predicted model, not a curated record